Molecule: messenger RNA, 1475 nt
Organism: Acaromyces ingoldii
Lineage: Eukaryota; Fungi; Basidiomycota; Exobasidiomycetes; Exobasidiales; Cryptobasidiaceae
Product: WD40 repeat-like protein
Exons: 4
Coding region: 136-1209 (357 amino acids)
Biological process (GO): spliceosomal snRNP assembly
Cellular component (GO): SMN complex
Molecular function (GO): RNA binding; protein binding
Source: RefSeq, a predicted model, not a curated record
CUAGAGUUCAGCAGUGUCUCAAUAUCCUUGGGCGGCUCUCAAGAUUUACAACUUUCAUCCUGCAACUACGUGCGAAGACCUCGCGAGUCCUUUUGCUAUCGUAAUUCACAGGUAUCUUUCGCAUAUAGACGGCCAAUGACGUCCAAUAACAACCAGGAUAAUGCAGCGCCAGGGCUAGGGCAAGGGCAAGGCGCGGGAGGAGCAGCAUCAGCACCAGCGCCAGCAGCACCAGCAUCGGCAGCGGGACCAGCGGCCAGAUCAGUGCCCUUGACAUGCUCAGGGCAUACGCGGCCCGUUGUCCACCUCGAAUUCUCGGAGCAACAGGACGACGGGUCCUACUCGAUGCUGUCGAGCUGCAAGGAUGGCAAUCCUAUGCUCCGUGACUGGCUCGGAGACUGGAUUGGGACAUUCUUGGGUCACAAGGGCGCCGUCUGGUCCAGCAAGCUCAGCGGAGGCGACGCUUCGAGGGCAGUAACGGGUAGCGCGGAUUUCUCAGCUAAGGUUUGGGAUACCUACACGGGUUCCUGUCUGCACACCUUUCCGCACAAUCACAUUGUCCGCUCAGUCGCGAUCGACGCCAAGGGCCAACGGAUCCUGACCGGCGGACACGAGAAGAAGCUCAGGCUGUUUGAUCUGGCUAGACCAGACGCCGAGCCUUCGUUGUUGAGCACUGCAGGGAACGACAAGCAACUAGCCCACGAGGGCAAUAUCAAGAGCGUUGUUUGGCAGCGAGGCGACGGCGAGGCGACGGCGGUGAGCGCGGGCGAGGACAAGAUCGUGAGAUGGUGGGAUCUCAGAAACAUGACAAAAACGGGCGAAAUGACGCUCGAGGAUCCGAUCACAUCGAUGGAACGGUCUGCGGGCGUACUGGGCGAACUGCUGACGGUGACGGCGGGCAAAAAGGUUCUCUUUAUUGAUGCUCAGCUACGUGAGUUGAGAAAGGAGCACAGGCUGGCACUUCCACCUUCGUCGGCCUCGCUGCACCCGACGAUGGCCGACAGGUUCGUCGCUGGCUGCACCUCGGACGGCUGGGUUCGAAUCUACGACUACGAGACCGGCGCCGAACGUGAGCUGCACAAGGGCCACCACGGGCCUGCUCACGCUGUGUCGUACAGCCCAGACGGCGAGCUAGCUGCUAGCGGGUCGGAGGAUGGCACCAUUCGCCUGUGGCAGACGUGGCCGGGGAAACGGUAUGGCCUGUGGGCAUAGCUUUUCUGGCGGCAUCUGUACAAUCAUCUGCAGCGAAAGGAGAAAAUGAGAUGAAAUUUGCCAGGCGCAACUCAUCGGGGAGUGACGAUAAUGGACUGAGAAGGAAGAAAGGUGGAUUUGAAAGGCUAUGCUACACGACAAUUGACGAGAGAGAAGGAGAAGUGAAGGUCCGCGCAGAGAAAUUCAUGGGGGAAGGGGAAGGGACACCCAAGCCCUUGGGAGAGAAAAAGCAUGUAUCCAGUCCUUUGAUUGAUCAAGAAGAAAAG